CACCCGGCGCGGUGUUUAGACUUUACUGGUGUCGUGGCGCUUAGUAAAGAAGUUGUUCCUCUGAGGGGCUCUGAGGCUGAAGUCAAGGUCGCGUGACCCUGGCCCUUUCCUACCCAUUCAUCCUUCGCCCGCCUUUCCCUACCCUGGCAGGAUGAGGCGUGCAGGCCUGGGUGAAGGAGCACCUCCAGGCAGCUAUGGGAACUAUGGCUAUGCCAACAGUGGGUACAAUGCCUGUGAAGAAGAAAAUGAGAGGCUCACAGAAAGUCUGAGGAGCAAAGUCACUGCAAUAAAAUCUCUUUCCAUUGAAAUAGGCCAUGAAGUUAAAAAUCAAAAUAAACUAUUAGCUGAAAUGGAUUCACAAUUUGAUUCUACAACUGGAUUUCUAGGCAAAACUAUGGGAAGACUGAAGGUUCUGUCCAGAGGGAGCCAAACAAAAUUACUGUGCUAUAUGAUGCUAUUUUCAUUGUUUGUCUUUUUUGUCAUUUAUUGGAUUAUUAAACUGAGGUGAUGCAAAUAAGUGUGAGUUUUGAAUUUGUUCCAGCUAAUGGCUUGGAGUACCACCUUAAUAACCAGCAUCCCAACAUUCCUGAUGCCCUUUGCAUUGGCGAUUACUGGAUUUUAGAAAUCAUACUAGAUCAUAUAGUGAUUUUUGAAUACUGUUCCUUAUUGACUCAUUUAAAUCCCUAUUUUCAGGGAUAUUGAGAUUACCUAAAGUUGGUGUGACUCUACCAAUUUUUCCCCAGUAUUUUACUGUCAGAUUAAAUAGCAAUACAAAACCCAGUUGUUACUUUCUGAUGUGAAUGGAAGAGCAGCAAUGGAAUGUCCGGAGAGCCUGAGACUGGGCUCGUAGGAUGGUGAUAGAACGCUCCUUUUUCUUUUCUUGUGAUGAUGGGCUCUCCUUCCUUGUCUGGUACAACUAUAGGCCUGUUUCUUAUUCCCUCCAGUCCUCUUAAUAAGUUUUGACCACGUGAAUUCUUUGUAUGAGGACCUUCUUUAAUAAAGAUACAUUUCUACUGGGGCCUGAUUUUGUGUAUGUCAACUAUUGUUCUUUUUAAUGAUAAAUUCUGUUGACUUGCUUUGUAGUAGUUUUAUGAUUUUUAGCUACUUAUGUAGACCAUUUGAUUAUAAUUUGUGAUAAAAUAAUGUGAAAUAGUAAUUGCUGAGUUCUGCAUAGAAGUCAAGUGUUCAAGUCUCUGCAUUAUUAUGUGCUCAAAAUAGAUUCUGAAAAUACUCAGCAUUGAGCUCACAGUUAAGAGGACUGCUGUUCUGCAUCAUUGUAUUUGUUUACAGAAAGCAAAACACAAAGGUGGAUUUGAGCAAAAAAGAACUAUUAAAUAUUGUUAAACACUGCAUUGUUCUUUUGGAAUUUACCUACUUAUAGGUUCAAAAAUAAAUUUUUAUAGAAAUAUA
Messenger RNA from Nannospalax galili (Upper Galilee mountains blind mole rat), 1410 nucleotides. It is a transcript of the gene Bet1, whose product is annotated as Bet1 golgi vesicular membrane trafficking protein. Gene Ontology annotation, biological process: endoplasmic reticulum to Golgi vesicle-mediated transport; vesicle fusion with Golgi apparatus. Gene Ontology annotation, cellular component: Golgi trans cisterna; SNARE complex. Bases 152 to 508 code for a protein of 118 amino acids. Gene Ontology annotation, molecular function: SNAP receptor activity. The transcript is spliced from 4 exons. The record is from RefSeq and is a predicted model, not a curated record. NCBI's taxonomy places the organism in Eukaryota, Metazoa, Chordata, Mammalia, Rodentia, Spalacidae.